AUGGAGUCAGCAUCAGAUGUAUUACGACAGCGGAAACUAGCUAGGAUGAAGAGGAAAUAUGCCGAGCUAACUGCCAUAGACAAACAAAAGUACAUAGACAAAGUGAAAAAAGCUAAGACGCUGAGGAAAGAAAGAAAUUCGAUUGGUUACAACCAUAAUCCUAUGCAUGAGGAAGUGACUAGCCCUUUUACAAAAGUUGCAUCAAAUGCAGUAGCAUUAGCUUCUACCAAUGAAAAAUACCAAAAAUCGCCAAUUAAUAAGUGGCUUUUAAGAGCACAAAUGAUUCCUGGCCGACGAUCAGAAGGUCUAACAAUUUAUGAUCCUGUAUGCUCAGAGUUGCAUGAAUUAAAACACGUUCCUAAUUGCAUACAUUGUCAUGCGGUAAGAUUUGAAUAUGAACCUAAGACAUUUUGUUGUGGCAAUGGAAAAGUUAGAGUUGCGCCUAUUGAAAUGCCAGAUGAAAUGUAUGACAUGUUUGUCUCUGAAUCCGAAGAAGCUGUAACCUUUCGCAAGAAUAUCCGUGCGUUGAAUUGCAUAUUCUCUUUCACCUCAUUAGGAGUGAAAUUAGAUAAGGAUCUUGCAUCUGCAAAGCAUGGGGUUUACACUUUUCGAGCACAAGGCAUGGUAUAUCAUGAUCUUCCAGGAUUGACUCCAAAUGAAGGUGGCCCUACCAAUUUUCAGUUAUAUUUUGUUGAAACCGAAAAAGAGAUUGAGAAUCGGUUAAAGAUUCUAGAUAAUUCGGAACUAUCUGAACCUAUAAUCAACAAAGUUAUGAAAAUUAUGGAGGUAAACCCAUAUGCAAGAUUAUUCAGAACAUUAAAGGAUUAUCCUUCUAUGGAUAAUGUUCAACUUCAUAUCUCGAAAGACGUGCGAUUAGACCAGCGUGUUUACAAUUCUCCAACUGCGGAUCAAGUGGCAGCUAUUUGGGUUGAAGGAAAUGAUCCUCAUAUACCAGCUGAACGAGAUAUUGUUGUUCAUGCACGGUCAGGCCAUAAGCAUAGAAUCAAACAUUAUUACGGUUGUUAUGAUCCGAUGCAAUAUCCCCUUCUCUUUCCAAAAGGUGAUACAGGGUGGCACCAAAAUAUACCAAAAAUAGGAGCCCAGACGUCGAAUACUAUAAUCAGUUCAUCCCUACCAACUGGUGGAGUUAUUCAUACAGAACAACAAAGAGCAAACGAGGAAGCUGCGGAAUCGGAAAAUAUAACUUCUUCAUAUGACAUUCUCGCACGAGAACAACAAGCAAAUGAUGUAGCUGCGAAAUCGAAAAAUAUAACUUCUGCAGAUGACAUUCUCUCACAAGAACAACAAGGACGUCUACUCCAACAAUACGUUGUCGACAUGUACAUAAAAUUAGAGACAACAAGGUUAGAUUACUGUAGACAUAAUCAGUCUAAUUUGAGAUCUGAGUUAUACCAAGGAAUCAUGAAAAGUGUACAACAAGGAGAGACAAGAGGCAGCGAGGUUGGAAAAAGAAUUAUUCUACCACCAUCUUUUAUCGGAGGUCCGAGAGAUAUGCGUCGUAGAUAUCUUGAUGCAUUGGCGUUAGUCCAAAGGUUUGGAAAACCUGAUUUUUUUAUUACAAUGACUUGCAAUCCAGAGUGGGCAGAAAUACAAGAAAAUUUGUACCCUGGUCAAAAGGCUCAGGAUCGACCUGAUUUAACCUCAAGAGUCUUUCGAGCAAAAUUGCAAGAUUUACAAGAUCAGUUGUUUAAAAAGGAGAUACUUGGAAAAGUGGCUGCACAUGUGCAUGUGAUUGAAUUCCAAAAAAGAGGACUUCCACAUGCUCAUAUUUUGAUUAUACUGAAGUCGGAGUAUAAAAUUACCACUCCAGAUACCUAUGAUAGGUUCGUGAAUGCAGAACUUCCAGAUCCAGAAAAACAUCCUGCACUUCAUGCCUUGGUUGUGAAACAUAUGAUGCAUGGACCAUGUGGAUCAAAGAACAAGAGUAAUUCUUGUAUGGUUGAUGAAAAAUGCAAAUAUCAUUAUCCACGACCAUAUUGUGAAAGCACGAUUCAAGGCAAAGAUGGAUAUCCGAUAUAUAGAAGGAGAAGAAAUGGAAUUACUGCCCAAGUUCGCAGAGCUCAUCUAAAUAACCAGUGGGUAGUACCAUAUAACCCAUAUCUCUUGUCCAGAUAUAAUUGUCAUAUAAAUGUUGAGAUAUGUUCUGGAGUGACAGCAGUUAAGUAUCUAUACAAGUAUAUCUACAAAGGGCAUGAUAGAGUGGCUGUUAAUAUCUCACAGAAUGAUGAAGAAAAUAAUAUUGAUGAGAUCAAAGAAUAUCAAGAUGCUCGAUGGGUCUCAGCUCAAGAAGCCAUUUGGAGGAUUUACGAAUUCAAUUUGAAUGAAAUAUCUCCACCGGUCAUUGACCUCCAUCUUCAUCUACCUAACCAACAAUGUGUCACUUACUGGGCAAAUCAAAAUUUGAGCAACGUCCUCAAAUGGGACCAUGUGUCUAAGACAAUGCUCACCGAGUAUUUUUCAAUGUGUUCGAGAAGUGAAAAAGCGCGAAAAUACCUUUACAAGGAGUUCCCAGAAUAUUACGUAUGGGACAAGCAAGGUAGAUGUUGGUCUGAAAGAAAGAAAAGAGAUGUGAUAGGGCGUAUACAUGGUGCAAAUCCUAUGGAAGGAGAACGGUAUUAUCUUCGAUUACUAUUGAAUCAUGUAAGAGGUCCAACAUCUUUUCUAGAUCUUUUAACAGUUAAUGGAAUACGAUGUGCUAACUUCAAAGAAGCAUCACAAAAAAGAGGCUUACUAGAGUCUGAUCAAAGUGUUAUUGAAUGUUUAAAUGAAGCCAUCACUUUUCAAAUGCCUCAUGAACUGCGCCGAUUAUUUGCAACCGUCUUGGUAUAUUGUGCUCCAACAGAUGUGAGAGUUCUCUGGGACACAUAUUUUGAAGCAAUGUCAGAGGACUUUAGAAAAGAAAAUGAUACAUCAAAGGAGAGACAAAUUACGAGAACUCUCCAAAGUGUGAAUUAUUUUUUGGAGAGCAUGGGGAAAAAAUUGGAAUCAUAUGAUCUUCCAAGUGCUCCAAUUGAUACUAACCACGUGACUACAAAUCUGUCAAGAGAGAUAGAAGAUGAGUUGUCAAUAGAAAUACCUUCUGAAGAUUACGAGGCCGAGAAAAAACUGAAUAAAGAACAACAAUAUGCCUUCAAAGUAAUCUUAGAAUUCAUACACAAAGGUAAAGCCGGUAUGUUCUUCAUUGAUGGCCCAGGGGGAACUGGAAAAACAUUCUUAUAUCGUGCGUUGUUAGCUCAUUUAAGAUCUACAAAAAAAAUAGCCAUUGCAACAGCGACAUCUGGAGUUGCCGCUGCAAUAAUGCCUGGAGGAAGAACAGCUCAUUCACGUUUCAAAGUACCAAUCGAUGCAAAUGAGUCCAGUGAUUGCAAUAUAUCAAAGCAAAGUGAGUGGCUAAUCUAUUGCGUACAGGAAAAUUAA
This is a messenger RNA of Erythranthe guttata (spotted monkey flower), 3438 nucleotides long. NCBI's taxonomy places the organism in Eukaryota, Viridiplantae, Streptophyta, Magnoliopsida, Lamiales, Phrymaceae. The record is from RefSeq and is a predicted model, not a curated record.